ACUUGGAUUGGACACUCGGCGAAGGCUCAGGGAGGAGUUGUGCAUCCUUUAUACGGUAUCAGGGCGCUGUUGUGCAGCUCUGAGGUUCACCUCUCCGUGAAAUGGUACAGUCCCGUUAGACGCAGUCAGAGUCCCGGGUUUGCAGCGGCUGCAGUUUCUUAGCGGACAUGACUAACAUGCGGAUAAAGUGCACUUUACCAUAGAAAACGGACAACAUAAUGAACUUUUACCGCCUGGCUAUUUUGCUGGGAGCAUCAGUGUGUGUGUGUGAUGGCGUGCAUGUCACAGUGCGGGAGAAGCAGCGCUACGCGAUGCUCUUCCAGUCCGUGGUCCUCCCGUGUCAGUACCAGACAGCCUCCAUCCAGACCCCGGUGGUGCAGUGGUGGUACAAGUCCUACUGUCGAGACCGCACGCGAGACUCCUUCACCCUGCCGGAGACUCUGGGCAUCACGGCCUCCGAGCUGGGAGCGAAGUCCCACCUGGAGUGCUCCGACAGCAGCCGCACGGUCCGGGUCGUGGCCUCGGCGCAGGGAGCCUCCAUGACGCUGGCGGAGCACUACAAAGGAAGAGAUAUCGCCAUCGUAAACAAAGCAGACCUGCGUAUCGGGGAGCUGCAGUGGGGCGACAGUGGCGUGUACUUCUGUAAAGUUGUCAUUGCUGACGAUCUGGAGGGGAAGAACGAGGCCCAGCUGGAGUUACUGGUGCUCGGCAGGACAGGUGAGCCGGACGACCUACUACCUGAGUUUGAUGUGGAGAUUAUGCCAGAGUGGGCGUUUGUGGGAUCUGUAGUCCUGGGCAGCCUCCUGUUCCUGCUGUUGGCCGGGAUCUGCUGGUGCCAGUGUUGCCCUCACUCCUGCUGCUGCUACGUCCGCUGCUGCUGCUGCCCUGACACCUGCUGCUGUCCACGACACCUGUACGAGGCAGGGAAGAUGGCAAAGAGUGCGCAGAGUGCUCAGGUUCCCGUGUAUCCCUACUACAUCCCCGGGGUUCCUACCGUGGUCUCUCUCGCACCUUCAUCCCACGUAGACCCAAAAAUCUCCUCGAUCCCCUCAGUGGAGAAUAACCUGGCUGGAGUGCGCAGUGGUUACCGAGUGAAAUCCAGUCCAGACCAGGACUCAAUGAGAGUUCUGUACUACAUAGAAAAGGAGCUGGCUAAGUUCCCAUCCGACAAGAUGGCUGCACUCAAACCCAGUAGCCUGUCCGAGCUGAGCUCCCUUCAUGACGGAGGGAACGCAGACUUCAGACACACCUACCAGACGGUCCAGAUGAAGGCGCUGCCGCCCAUCUCGGACAUCGACGACCAGUCGGUGCGGAGAGCAGCUCCACCCACGUACAGUCGGAGGCUGAGACGAGACCGAGGGAACCUCUCAGACGACGAACUGGACCGCAGGUGGAACCCGCGUUCAGAGCACCUGCAGAGGAAGACGUUGGGCAGAAGGGGGCGCACCGGCUCCCUGGAUGAGCUGGAGGAGUUCGCCCGGUCCUACGACGGUCGUGGUCGUCGCGGUCCGGAGGCUCCGGAGCGGCCCUACGAGCGGGACUACAGCCCCCCCAGGCGUUUCCACAGGGAUGAAGAUGACGGCUGGGGCCGCCGCAGCCCCUCGCCUCUGCCGCAAAAGAGGAGGGACACGUGGGACAGCGACCGUCCGUCUCGGCUGCCCCAAACCAGGGGCUACGACGACGCCUUCCUCAACAGCGUGUUGGAGAGCAAGGCGAGGGGGCGGGCUGGGGGGGACAGAGGAGGAGGAGCCGGGAGGGGGGACGAGGACAGUGACACUCCCUCCAAAGGCAGCUCCAGGGGAAAGGGCAGCGACAGUUACUACAGCCGGUCGCCUAGCAACCGCCCUGACGACGAGGACCCUUUGCCUCCGUACUCUGAGUGCGUGGCGGAGCGGUAUCGCAGGGGGGACCUGACCACGGACCGGUACCGCACAGCGGACCCCCCGCGACCGGACAGAUACAGGACCACUGAGCCGGCCACCAGGCCUUUCACGUACACCCGCCCCCUCCAGGGGGCGUCCCACACGCUGCAGGGCAGCAGAGAGGAGAGGGAGAGGGAGAGGAGCCGAAACCUGAGCACCGCACUGAGCAGAGGCUCACUCAUAGUGUGACGAGGUUUUUCCCAGCCUCCAGCCGCACGCCACUGCCAGUCCCUUCAUUUUUAACCAUCCUGCAGCAGCGCAGGAGACGCUAACUCAUCCAUCCUGGGCCACAGCAGCAUGAGCAGUCGUAUGCACUCGAUUUAUGGACUUGACUCCUGCAUAAAUUGCUGCAUAUGUGUGUUUUUAUACAUUCUUCAGAUUAUAUGCAUGGAGGCGGUUUGUUGAAUUUGAUGAGUUGAGUGACUGGACCUACACUGGUGCCAAUACAUUUUUUUUUUAUCAUUAUUAUUGUCAUUAUUGUUAUUAUUAUUUUGCCUUUUUCAUGAUAGACUUGUUUAACACAAAGCAGCCUCCAGACUUCAUACGUCUCCCACAUUAUUCUGCAACUCAGGUUCACUUUAUAUUUGCAUUUUUCAGGUGUUAAUUUGUACGUGACUGUAUGUAAAUACUGCACCUUGAAUUUGUUCUGCAGAUUGUAAUUGCACUGCUUAAUUACAUUUUGAAUAAAGUCAAUUUUGAAUAAAAAA
This is a messenger RNA of Mugil cephalus (flathead mullet), 2629 nucleotides long. Its product is annotated as immunoglobulin-like domain-containing receptor 2. Gene Ontology annotation, cellular component: membrane. The record is from RefSeq and is a predicted model, not a curated record. The transcript has 10 exons. Gene Ontology annotation, biological process: pancreas development. NCBI's taxonomy places the organism in Eukaryota, Metazoa, Chordata, Actinopteri, Mugiliformes, Mugilidae. The coding region runs from base 219 to 2111 and encodes 630 amino acids.